CACCAUAAAAAAAACAAAUAAAGACUGCAAAAACCAAGAUUCCAUGCAAAUGGAGCAGCCCUCCAUCAUCAGCAGUAUGCCUCUAAUGCUCUCCAUUCUUUCCCUCUUAUCUCUCCAUUCUUUGUGGUCCAUCCAUGCUCUUAAUCAAGAAGGACUCUUCCUCCAACAAGUUAAGCAAUCUUUAUUCGACCCGGCGGGUUCAUUGUCAUCCUGGUUCGACCGUGAUGCCACCCCAUGCAACUGGACCGGGAUCACAUGUGCUCGUCGUGGUAAUGGACGUUCGCCUUCUCCCGCCGUCGUGUCUGUCAAUCUUGCUGGUGCAGCUCUUGCUGGGCCAUUUCCGAUCUUCCUUUGCCGUCUCCGUUAUCUUUCCGUUGUUUCUAUGUCUAACAACUCCAUUAACUCCUCCCUUCCUCUCUCUAUUUCCCUGUGCAAAAGUCUCACCUACCUUGAUCUCUCCGAGAACUUACUAGAAGGCCCCAUUCCUGACACCCUCUCUCAGCUUCCUCACCUCAGGUGUCUUAAUCUUGAUGCUAACUACUUAUCUGGGGAUAUUCCGGCGAGUUUUGGCGAAUUCAGGAGACUUGAAAGUCUUAUUCUCACUAGCAAUCUCCUGAAUGGAACAAUCCCUGCUUCUUUGGGUAAUAUAACGAGUCUCAAACGUCUACAACUGGCGUACAACCCGUUCAGGCCGAGUCAACUCGCUCCGGAACUCGGUAACUUGACGAACCUGGAGGACUUCUGGCUGACUAACUGUGGCUUAAUUGGUUCAAUUCCCGAAAGUUUUGCUAAACUGAGUCGACUCGCUAAUUUCGACGUGGCGGAAAAUGGACUCACUGGGCCGAUACCUACAUUGUUUUUCCAGCUGAAAAAUAUUGUACAAUUGGAACUGUACAACAACUCGUUCACCGGAAAGUUACCUUCGGGAUGGGCUAAUUUAACAGAGUUAAGACGGUUUGAUGCGUCGAUGAACAGGUUAACCGGGAGGAUUCCGGACGAGUUGUGUCAGUUGCCACUCGAGUCACUCCAUUUGUAUGAAAACAAGCUAAUGGGUGCACUUCCAGAGAGUAUGGCCAAGUCUCCAAAUUUAUACGGGCUGAGAUUAUUUUCAAACCGACUCAACGGGUCAUUACCGAGUGAACUCGGGAAGAACUCGCCUUUACAAACUCUAGAUGUUUCAGGGAAUCAAUUUUCGGGAAAAAUCCCGGAAAGUUUGUGUGCCAAGGGGAAAUUGGAGGAGCUUCUUUUGAUUUUUAAUUUAUUUUCAGGGAAUAUUCCGGCAAGUUUGGCAAAAUGCCGGAGUUUAGGUCGGGUCCGGUUACGGUUCAACCAGCUAACUGGAGAGGUCCCGGCUGAGUUUUGGGGUUUACCUCAUGUGUAUUUGCUAGACCUUGGUAAUAAUGUGCUAUCAGGCCACAUAUCACACAUGAUACAAGGUGCAAAAAAUUUGUCAACCCUUGUAAUUUCGAAUAAUAAAUUUUCGGGGAAUUUGCCGGAUGAAAUUGGAAUGCUAGACAAUUUGAUUGACCUUGAAGCUAGGCAUAACAAAUUUAGUGGGAAAAUUCCAAGUUCAUUGGUUAAAUUGGAGCAAUUAAGUAGGCUUGAUCUCUAUGACAAUGUUCUUUCUGGGGAAAUUCCAGAGGGAAUUCGGGCUCUGAAGCAGCUGAGCGAACUCAAUUUGGCUAGAAAUAAGUUGUCUGGUGAAAUCCCUGAUGAAAUUGGUUAUUUGCCAGGGCUUAAUUACCUUGAUCUUUCCUGGAAUAAUUUCUCAGGAGAAAUCCCACUUGCAUUGGAGAAUUUGAAGCUAAAUGAGUUAAAUUUAUCAUGUAAUCAUCUUUCAGGGACGAUACCUCCACUUUUUGACAAGGAUGUUUACAAGGACAGCUUUUUGGAGAAUCCAGGUUUAUGUGGUGGUUUUGCCGGCUUAUGUCCCAGAAAAAGAAGAGGCAGGGAUACAAUUUAUGGGUUGGUCCUAAGAUCAGUUUCUGUGAUUGGUGCAUGUCUUUUGAUUGUUGGACUCGUUUUCCUCAUCUGGAAGCACAAGAAUAUCAAGAAAGUUAAGAAAGGAGUCAUCAUGAACAAGUGGACAUCGUUUCAAAAGUUGGGAUUCUCUGAAACUGAAAUCAUCACUUGCAUUGAUGAAAAUAAUGUCAUUGGAAGUGGAGCCUCAGGAAAAGUAUACAAGGCUGUUCUCAGUGAUGGUGAGGUGGUUGCAGUGAAGAAGCUCUGGGAAAGAUCAAACAAAGACGACUCCAGUUUUUCGAGUGUCGAUUCUGAGAAAGACGAGUUUGAAGUGGAAGUUCAGACAUUGGGAAAUAUCAGGCAUAAGAACAUUGUGAGAUUAUUGUGUUGUUGCAGUAGCGGGAGUUGUAAGCUUUUGGUGUAUGAAUACAUGCCAAACGGGAGCUUGGGUGAUCUGUUGCACAGUAGUAAGGGUGGAUUGCUAGAUUGGCCGACUAGGCUCAGAAUAGCAUUGGAUGCUGCAGAGGGGCUUUCUUAUCUACAUCACGAUUGUGUUCCUCCAAUUGUGCACAGGGAUGUCAAGUCAAAUAACAUAUUGUUGGAUGAACAUUUGGGAGCAAAAAUAUCGGAUUUUGGGGUCGCCAAAAUUGUCAAAGUAGCUAACAAGGGUGUUGAGUGCAUGUCUGCGAUUGCUGGUUCUUGUGGUUAUAUUGCACCAGAAUAUGCAUAUACUCUGAGGGUGAAUGAAAAGAGUGACAUAUAUAGCUUUGGUAUUGUCCUCCUGGAAUUAUUGACUGGCAGAAGACCUGUUGAUCCAGAUCUUGGGGACAAAGAUUUGGCUACAUGGGUCUGCACAAAGUUGAACCAGAAAGGAAUUGAUCAUGUGAUUGAUCCCAAUCUUGCUUCCACUUACAAAGAAGAAAUUUGCAAGGUUCUUAACAUUAGUUUACUUUGUACUAGCCCUCUUCCAGUCAAUCGACCCUCGAUGCGCAGAGUGGUGAAAAUGCUGCAAGAGUCGAGUACACAUUGCAAGACUAAGACUGCAGAAAAAGAGUGUAAGCUAUCAACUUAUUCUUAUCAAGAUAAUUCCAAAGAGAGUAGCAUUGUUUGAGAGAAGUAGAGAGAUGCUCUUAAGUUAGGGCCUAUCAACAUGAAGAACAAAUUGUAGUAGUAUUAUUAUAGUUUCAGUGCCUCUUGGAGCAUGGGACAGAUGGCCCUUAGUUUUGAAAAAGGAAAGGGCUGGGGUAUUUCUCUUCUUAUAUUAGAAAUCAGAAUUUCGAACAUUAUAGGUUAGAGUAUUGAUUAGUGCAGUUGGAAUUGGGAAGUGUUACUUCUCCAGUAGUUGUGAAUAUGCCAUGAUAUGUAUAUGUUAGUCUCAAUGCACCUUUCUAUUGGCCAUCUGCUCAUCCAUGGAUAUACACAAAAGGCACUUAGGCCAAUUCAGCAGAGAUCACAACAAACAUUUCUGCUCACUCGGGCCUAAUUUAGGCUGUUGCUUUAUGUGAUAUAAGUAGUUGUCUUCCUCUGCCGGCCAAUAUUUAGUGAACUGGGGUCCUAAGCUGUAAAUGAGUCCAGAAAUCAGUUUUUCUCAAGAAAAUGACUAGAGCACAUACAUAUGGACCCCCAAUUCAAUUGACCACACUAGUUGAGGACUCAAUAAUCGGUGCCAGUGGCUACAUGCAAUCCUUCCUGUCCACAAUGAAAGUUAGAUCCUCGUGCAGCCACGAGUCAAUCCCAGUUGAGAUAAUGUAGUAUGCAAAAUUGAACUGUUUCAAAAAAGAGUUUCUAUUAAAGAAAUGCUAAGAGAUGCAAUCAAGUUGUGGUUGGCAAAUGCAGUGCUUGGGGAGUGAAGAGCGGUUGCUCUUGUUUUACCUCUUCAUAGUAUACGAGUCUUACAGCAUCUUGGCCUGCAGCUUUUGCACUGGAUUUUCCUUUGUGCUAGAAUAUUUCUUUAAACCUUUCUGCUUUUGGUAGUUUUUGUAUUGGCUGCUACUUGUAAUCGGUGUUGGUAAGUUUUGUAAUAGGCUUGUUGGCAAGAACAAGAAAGGUGCCUGUCUCCAGCACUGGCAGUACUGA
Molecule: messenger RNA, 4038 nt
Organism: Coffea eugenioides
Lineage: Eukaryota; Viridiplantae; Streptophyta; Magnoliopsida; Gentianales; Rubiaceae
Product: receptor-like protein kinase HSL1
Exons: 3
Coding region: 44-3073 (1009 amino acids)
Biological process (GO): protein phosphorylation
Molecular function (GO): protein kinase activity; receptor serine/threonine kinase binding; ATP binding
Source: RefSeq, a predicted model, not a curated record